AAAAAAAAAAAAUCAUUUAUCCAAAGAUUCAAUUUUUUCUCUCCUCUCUCACGGCGAUUUGCCGAUUUCUGAUUUCGUUUCCUUCUGUGUAAAUCUAGAGCGUAGUCCUCCGAUUGAAGAGGUGAUUCAAGCUGGUGUUGUGCCUCGGUUUGUGGAUUAUCCACAGCUUCAGUUUGAGGCUGCUUGGGCAUACAAACCUUGCUUCUGGGACUUAAGAGAAUACAAAGGUGGUCAUUGAACAUGGUGCUGUUCCGAUUUUUGUUAACUGUUGGCUUCUCAGAGUGAUGAUGUUCGUGAGCAGGUUUUCAGAAAUACAAUGUUUGGACCAGAAGGACGUCCUCAUCAUUCUUGUGCAUGGCUCAGUGUGGCUAGUAGUUUCCCGGAAUGUGCUUCACUAAUAAUUCUUAAGGAGGAAAGUGAAGAUGAGCACAUGGCAUAUGGUCGGCAAUGUUUUUGUGGUGAGAAGCCACUUGUUUUUACUUUCUAUGGUCUUUGUCUUAUUGGUGCAAUGUAUUGGUCAGAAACCACUUGUUUUGUUUUAGUAGCACAAUGUAUUGUCGAUAAUGUAUUAUUGGUACAAUUCUCUUAUAUAUAUAUGUCUUUGUCUUCUCAUAUUGAAAUCCAUUCGAAACGAUUCUUCCUCUUCUCAUAUUUUUCAUUACAAUUCUUCUCAAAUACGUCAUGAACAAACACAUCGACAAUUGAAAGAAGAUUUGAUUGAACAUAUUUGGCAAAAAUGGGGCCAAGUGUAUUUUGUCAAUAAAAGUUGAACAGAUGGAGCAUAAGAAGAUUGGUGCAGAGUUUCAAGAUUCGUGCGAUGAUCAACAGAAAUGGGUUCUUGAUUCUUCUCUCGAUAGCAGAGGACGUGUUCCUCUUCGGGCUCGAACUGGCGCUUGGAAGGCUGCACUCUUUAUCAUAGCAAUCGAGUUCAGCGAGAGAUUGAGUUACUUCGGGUUAGCGACAAACUUGGUUGUCUACCUAACAACAAUUCUCCACCAAGAUCUCAAGAUGGCUAUAAGAAAUGUGAACUACUGGUCGGGUGUCACUACUUUGAUGCCUCUUCUUGGAGGCUUUAUAGCCGAUGCUUAUCUCGGUCGUUACUCCACUGUCUUGGUUGCAACCACCAUUUAUCUUAUGGGUUUGGUCCUUUUAACAAUGUCCUGGUUUAUACCAGGCUUGAAACCUUGUCAUGAAGAUGUGUGCAAUGAACCUAGGAAAGCACACGAAAUAGCCUUCUUCAUUGCCAUUUACUUGAUCUCCAUAGGGACUGGAGGUCAUAAACCUUCCCUUGAGAGCUUUGGUGCUGACCAAUUCGAUGAUGAUCAUAUUGAAGAAAGAAAGAUGAAGAUGUCUUUUUUUAACUGGUGGAACGUUAGUCUAUGUGCUGGUAUUCUAACGGCCGUGACUGCUGUUGUCUAUAUCGAAGACCGGGUUGGUUGGGGUGUUGCUGGCAUCAUACUCACUGUAGUCAUGGCUAUAUCACUUGUCAUCUUCCUCAUUGGAAAACCAUUCUAUCGUUAUCGGACUCCUUCGGGUAGUCCUUUGACUCCAAUCUUGCAAGUCUUUGUUGCGGCCAUUGCCAAAAGAAAUCUACCUUACCCUUCUGAUCCUUCUCUGCUUCAUGAAGUUUCCAAAGCAGAGUUUACUAGUGGCCGGCUUCUCUGUCACACACAGCAUCUUAAAUUUCUUGACAAGGCCGCAAUUAUUGAAGACAGCAGUCCUCUGGCCCUCGAGAAACACAGUCCAUGGAGACUCGUAACAUUGACAAAAGUCGAGGAAACAAAGCUGAUCAUCAACGUGAUUCCCAUAUGGCUCUCCACGUUGGCCUUUGGCAUCUGUGCAACACAAGGUUCGACCUUCUUCAUCAAACAAGCAAUGACUAUGGACAGACACAUCGCUGGCUUCAAACUUCCUCCAGCUGCCAUGUUUACACUCACCGCCCUCACAUUGAUAAUCUCACUCACUCUCUAUGAGAAAAUCCUCGUUCCCAUACUAAGAAGCAUCACACAGAAUCAAAGAGGCAUCAACAUUCUCCAAAGAAUCGGGAUAGGUAUGGUAUUCUCCCUCAUCACCAUGAUCAUUGCAGCUCUAGUUGAGAAACAACGAUUGGACAGUACCAACAACAACAACAAACCUAUGAGUGUGACAUGGCUAGCUCCUCAAUUCAUGGUCAUUGGCUUUGCGGACGCUUUUACACUCGUUGGACUCCAAGAGUACUUUUACCACCAAGUACCUGACUCCAUGAGAAGCUUAGGUAUAGCGCUUUACCUAAGCGUGAUAGGCGUGGCUAGCUUCCUUAACAAUCUCCUGAUCACAGCUAUUGAUACUCUCGCGGAGGAUUUCUCGGGGAAGAGUUGGUUCGGAAAGGACCUGAACAGUAGCCGCUUGGACCGAUUCUACUGGUUUCUUGCUGGUGUUAUCUCUGCCAAUAUAUGUGUAUUUGUGAUUGUGGCAAAGAGAUGUCCUUUCAAAAGUGUGCAGCCAAGCCAAGGCUCUGCUGAUUCGUCCAUGUCCGUCGCCUAAAUAAACAAGACAUGCAAUGCAAAGUAUAUGUCGUUAAGUUUACUUUAAAACAAUAACAAAAAAAAACAUGAACCAAUAGAUUUUUUCUUUGGUUAAUAGAUAAAUUUAAGUUGAAGAUUUAAAUUAUGAUAUGAAAAUGAACCAAUAGAUUUUGAUCAA
This is a messenger RNA of Arabidopsis lyrata subsp. lyrata, 2682 nucleotides long. RefSeq names its product protein NRT1/ PTR FAMILY 5.6. NCBI's taxonomy places the organism in Eukaryota, Viridiplantae, Streptophyta, Magnoliopsida, Brassicales, Brassicaceae. Gene Ontology annotation, biological process: transmembrane transport; dipeptide transport. Gene Ontology annotation, molecular function: tripeptide transmembrane transporter activity; dipeptide transmembrane transporter activity. Bases 775 to 2523 code for a protein of 582 amino acids. The record is from RefSeq and is a predicted model, not a curated record. Gene Ontology annotation, cellular component: membrane. The transcript has 9 exons.